AUGUCCGAGGGCGUGGGCGAUGACCUUCCAGCUGAUCCAGAGAAUUGUGUUAACUGCAAGAAAAAAAUUAUGGACCAAUUUUACAUGUGCGACCUAUGCCUGAGCAGAGUACAUAAAAAUUGUACAAGCUUAUCACCCUGUGAGAUUAAGUGUAUGCCCCUGCAAAAGCGAACACUGCUUCUGGUGUGCCUGGGAUGUAAAAAAUACUUGCCCAGAACUCCUGAAUUGAUUAGUUUGAUGGACUCAAUGAAAAAUGAGCUUAUUGAACUGAAAAGAGAAAUAUUGGACUUAAAAAACACCUCCAACCAGCAAAAUAUCUAUGAAAGCUCUUACGCAGGUAUGAUGCAAAGAAAUGCAAUGAAGUCGAAUGAGGAAGAAACAUCUUCUCAAAUACAUACACUAAUAAUCAAGCCUCCAGAGGGACAAGCCCCUGAAUCAGCCAUAAAAUUGAUUAAACAAAAAGUAAAUCCUGCUGAAAUAAAUGUUGGCAUAAGGAGUAUAAAGGAUACAAAACAAGGCAGUAUUAUUGUGAAAUGCACAGCGAAACAAGACAUAGAAAGACUCAAGAACACAGCAAUACAGAAACUGGGCAAUAACUACACAAUGAAAACCCCCUCCAAACAAAACCCAAGAAUUAAAAUAGUUGGUUAUACUGGAGAGCAGGGAUACAAAGACGUUGAAGAAUGCAUUAGAAGUCAGAAUAAUUGGAUGGUGGAAAAUUAUGAAUUUAAAGUAACAUAA
This is a messenger RNA of Ceutorhynchus assimilis (cabbage seed weevil), 741 nucleotides long. Lineage: Eukaryota; Metazoa; Arthropoda; Insecta; Coleoptera; Curculionidae. The record is from the annotation of a GenBank genome assembly.